AGUUAGCUUUAGCUAUGUUAGCGCCACACUCACUGUAUCCUAGCAACGCUGGUGUUGCUGUGUUAGCUGGCUAGCGUUAGCUAGCAUUGGAUUUACCAGAGCGUACAGGACCGUUUAAAAAAGGAAAAUUCUUGAGCAAGAAUGAUGGAGAAUAUUCAUCUUGCUGCAGAGGAUGAAGAUGACCUGUACACAGGGUACAAUGACUUCAAUCCAACGUUUGACUCAGAGGACCUGGAUAAUGAUGUUGGCUUUCAGCAAGCUGUUAGGACCAGCCAUGGCAGACGACCUCCGAUGACUGCAAAGUUUCCUGGCACUGCCAUUGGUGGAAGACCCAUAGGAACCUCUUUUGGUUCACGGAUGCCUAUGGGCUCUUCAAUGGGAAGGCCUGCAACUGGAGCUGUACAGGAUGCUGGGGCUGCUCGUCCAAUGACUGCAGUGCGGGCUGCAGGAUAUUCCUCUUCUUUGGCCAGAGGUUCAACCUUUGAUCCACUUGGGCAAUCAAAGGGACCGGCUCCUCCAUUAGAAGCAAAAAAUGAAGACACUCCAGAAGAGAAGAUUAAGAUUUUGGAAAAGAAGGUGAAUGAUUUGAUCGAGGAGAGUUGCAUGGCCCAAGCAAAUGGAGAUCUCCAGCUGGCUCUAGAGAAGGCCAAAGAAGCUGGUAGAAAAGAAAGAGCACUGGUGAGACAAAGAGAGCAAACUGGAACAGCAGACCAUAUCACAUUGGAUCUAACCUACUCAGUGCUGUUUAAUCUGGCAAACCAGUAUGCCAACAAUGACAUGAACACAGAAGCCCUUAACACUUACCAGGUCAUCGUAAAAAACAAGAUGUUCAAUAAUGCAGGACGGUUGAAAGUAAACAUGGCUAACAUCUACUUUAAACAGAAGAACUAUCCCAAAGCAAUAAAGUUUUAUCGCAUGGCUUUAGACCAGAUCUCCAAUGCACACACAGAGAUGAGGAUCAAGAUCAUGCAGAACAUUGGUGUUGCUUUUAUACGAAUGGGUCAGUACUCAGAUGCCAUUACAUCCUUAGAGCAUAUUAUGAGCGAGAGUCCCAACAUAAAGACCGGCUUCAACCUAAUCCUCUGCUACUAUGCCAUUGGAGACCGUGAGAAGAUGAAGAAAUCUUUCCAGAAACUCAUUUGUGUUCCUCUGGGUAUUGAUGAAGAAGACAAGUAUAUCCCAGCAAAUGAUGAUCCUCAUACAAACUUAGUGAUUGAAGCCAUCAAGAAUGAUCAGCUCCACCAAAUGGAGCGAGAGAGAAAAGCACUGGCAGAAAAGUGCAUCAUGACCUCAGCAAAGCUUAUUGCCCCAGCCAUUGAAACCUCUUUUGCAGCAGGAUUUGAUUGGUGUGUGGAUAUGGUCAAAAGUUCACAAUAUGUGGAGCUGGCGAAUGAUCUAGAAAUCAACAAAGCGAUCACCUACCUGAGACAGAAGGAUUUUAACCAGGCAGUGGAGACGCUGAAGACGUUUGAGAAAAAAGACAGCAGGGUAAAGAGUGCGGCUGCUACUAACCUGUCCUUCCUCUACUUCUUGGAGAAGGACUUCGAUCAAGCUGACCGCUAUGCAGAUCUGGCAAUGAACGCUGACCGCUACAACCCAGCUGCCCUCAUUAACAAAGGCAACACAGUAUUUGUGAAGCAAGACUAUGAGAAAGCAGCAGAGUUUUAUAAAGAAGCUUUGCGUAAUGACUCAUCCUGCACAGAGGCUCUAUAUAACUUAGGGUUGACACAUAAGCGGCUGGGGCGGCUAGAAGAAGCCCUCGACAGCUUCAUAAAGCUCCAUGCCAUACUGAGGAACAGCGCUCAAGUCAUGUAUCAGCUGGCUAGUCUAUAUGAAAUGUUGGAAGACCCUCACCAGGCUAUUGAAUGGCUCAUGCAGCUGAUCAGUGUUACUCCAACUGAUCCUUGGGUUUUGGCUAAACUGGGGGAGUUGUAUGACAGUGAGGGUGACAAGUCACAAGCUUUCCAGUACUAUUAUGAGUCUUUUAGAUAUUUUCCCUCAAACAUUAGUGUCAUUGAAUGGUUGGGAGCAUAUUAUAUUGACACUCAAUUCUGUGAAAAGGCAAUUCAGUACUUUGAGAGAGCAACACUUAUACAGCCCAAUCAGGUUGUGUGGCAGUUGAUGGUGGCUAGCUGCUACAGGAGAAGUGGAAAUUAUCAGAAAGCACUUGAGACAUAUAAAGACAUUCAUCGGAAGUUCCCAGACAAUGCAGAAUGUCUGCGAUUCCUUGUGAGAUUAUGCACAGAUAUGGGUUUAAAGGAGGUGCAGGAGUACGCCACCAAACUAAAAAAAGUGGAAAAGAUGAAGGAGAUCAGAGAGCAGAGGGUGAAGUCAGGGAGGGAGAACAGUGCUCGAGGCCGGAGAGAGGGCAGUGCCAGCAGUGGUGGUAGCCAAAGCCAAAUACGUACUCCCCCUACCAAACCAAGUGGUACCCUAAUUACAUACCUAUUAGUACAUAUCCAGUAGGGCUGGCACUGUAAACGCUUGCUUUUGUUAUCUAAAGUAUAGAACAGGAUGAGUCAAACGUCACAGGACACCCUUUUAUUUCAGAAACAAAAGGAUAAGAAAAAAGACAGACAUCUGAAUGUCAUAGAAAUUAAAGGGUGAGAAGGCCUGCCUUUAAGCUAUGUCCAAAUAAUGAUUGCCAUCACAAAAGCCGCCAUAUUUCAUUUCUAAUAUAAAAGCGUACCAUGACUUUUGACUCACCCUGUGUUGGUCCUCCAGGAUUAGGAUAGUAGUAAUGCAGUAGCUGUAGUCCUCAUAUAGUACAUUAAACAUGAACUUAAUGACGUGGUGCACUAAAAUGUAUUAAUUAAUUAAUUAUUUCCCAUCUCCUGCAACAUUUGGAGAUAUGCUUCUGCACUUUCACAUGCAGCCUAAUCACAGCUAAUUUUCAAUACUCUUCUGUCUCCUGUUUUUAUAUAGGUUUUUAUAUAUAUCCUGGUCAAUUUUGGCAUGUAGGUUGAUGAAAAUGAAUCAUUUUUAAAGAUCUCCCCUUUUAACAGAGUAUAAAAAUAGAUAAAUUAUACUCAUUAUAUAUAGUCUUAAUGUUAUUAUAUAGUACCAGUGUAUCUUUGGUUAUUGUGUAAUUUUUACACUUUGUGCAUGUACAGUAGGAAACAGCCCAAGUCCUAUCCAAACACCCCCAAAGAAACCAAAUGGUACGACUUAUAUUAUAAUAAGAAACAAAUAGAGCAGAAAUAGACUGAUGCUCUUGGAGGUUAAUGGUAGUUUCAUACCCAAACUAUUCAUAGUAUAAUUAUAUAAAAGAAAUGUGAUUUUAUUGGUUUGAUUUUAAAUUAUCAUCUUAUUAACAUCAUUACAUAACCUUCAGGAGCACCACAGAAACCAAGUAAUAUACUUUAUGUAUGUCCUUAUUGUAGCUUUGAUGUAAGUUGUAUGUAGACAUGAUAAAUAUUUUAUCAAUCAGUAACCAGGUCUUUGUAGUUGAGUAGAGUGUGUUGUACAUAUUCACUGUAGAGAUACUUAUAUUACAUUUUAGUUAAAAGGUUUUUUUGUUCUGAUCAUUUUUGUUGCUCUGCUCUUUGUUUAGUUAUGAUUGCAGUGUAAGCUUAUCAUCACCCAAUAUAAGCUUAAUAACCCUCAAACGAUCAGCUGCAUCUGGCGAAAGUAAUAAAUAAUUUAGAUUUUUCUCCAGAUUGUACCUUUGAUAUUAUUCCGAUUUUGUUUUUUAUUGUUUCUGGUCUUCAUGGCUGUUAACAUUUCAGGGGGCAACUUAAGUCCAGUUAAUGCUUCUAUGAAAACCAGUGUUAUGAAUACCCCUGUAGCUAACAUAAGAUUAGAUAUAAAGAGCCUAAAUUGUGUUUUUGCAACUAAUGUAGCAAAUUGUUAUUAAUUCAAGCUUCAUAUUUUGUUUAGUCAUAUGUGAAUACAAUACUGUCAGAAGCUUGAUGCAGAGUUGUGGUUCUUCACUGUGUUUCAUUUCCCUAUUUUCACACUCCCUG
Molecule: messenger RNA, 3965 nt
Organism: Astyanax mexicanus (Mexican tetra)
Lineage: Eukaryota; Metazoa; Chordata; Actinopteri; Characiformes; Acestrorhamphidae
Gene: ift88
Product: intraflagellar transport 88 homolog
Exons: 25
Coding region: 142-2466 (774 amino acids)
Biological process (GO): intraciliary transport; inner ear receptor cell stereocilium organization; non-motile cilium assembly
Cellular component (GO): centriole; ciliary base; non-motile cilium
Molecular function (GO): kinesin binding
Source: RefSeq, a predicted model, not a curated record